Molecule: messenger RNA, 735 nt
Organism: Durusdinium trenchii
Lineage: Eukaryota; Dinophyceae; Suessiales; Symbiodiniaceae
Source: the annotation of a GenBank genome assembly
AUGGAACGCCCCACCGCCGCCGAGCUCCUGGGCUUCGGCGGCUCCACAGUGCGCGCGGUGCGCGCACUGCGGGGCAGCUCUGCAUCGCCCAAAGCGAAGGAGCCGAACGAGGCCAAGGUUCCCUGGAGAUCGCACUGGAACGCCAAAGCAGAGAGCGAGAAGCGCUAUGUGCGCUCCACUGGGUCUGGAAAGUUAGGCACUGCUCCCAUCUCGGAGGUGUGGCGAAGCGAGGCUCUUCCGCACCGUUCCCGGAGCAGUGGCCGGUCCCGCAGGACUUCCCCGCUGCGCGCGCAGGACAAGGUGCCCCUGGCGCCGGACCGCGAUCGGGAGGUUCUAAGCCUACCAGUGCUGGCAGACUUGCUGUUGGAUGCUGCGAAAAAAGGCGACACCUUGCAGGUGGAGGGCAUUUUCGACCACGCCGACUUCGAAGACCAAAGCGUCCGUGCCCUGCUGGCCGCCCGGGAUGUCGACGACCAGACGCCGCUGCACCGUGCGGCACGGCAUGGGCACCUGGAGGUGUGUGACUUGCUGUUGAGGAGGCGAGCAGAUGUGCUGGCCACUGAAGGCCAUGGUGCUUCACCUUUGAUGUUGAGCAGCCUCAAUGGACAUGAGGAGGUGGCGCGCUUGCUUUUGCAGCACAAAGCUCAAGGCCGUCAAAGUGACAUGAAGGGUCGGCCAGCAGCGCGCGUGCUGAGGCCUCUUGCAGCUCCUUGCGGAUUGUGCAGCUCUUGUUGA